UCGGCCCGACCCCCCUCCGCAUUGAUGACGAGGAGCUUUCUAUUGUGGCCUUGGCCGGCGCGCUUGGCCUCUGCCAGGGUAUAAAAGCUGGGGGCCUGGGCGUUGGAGGAAUCAGCACAAGCCUGCCUCCCUCACUCUCACCUCAGCUGUACUAACGCAGAACUACUCCACCAUGUCCCAGACCGCCAAGUCCGCCUCUAGCCAGGGCACCGACUCCAAGGAGAAGGGUACCCCCAACCCCGCUGCCCCCAGCAAGGCCAGCAAGACCGGAGAGCCCGCCAUGGGAAACUUCAAGAUCAUGAUGUUCGACCAGGAGAACUUCCAGGGCAGGAUGAUCGAGGUCCAGAACGAGUGCGUGAACGUGUGCGACAGAGGCAUCGACAGAGUGCGCAGUAUCAUUGUGGAGUGCGGCCCCUUUGUUGCCUUUGAGCAGACUAACUUCCGUGGGGAGAUGUUCAUCCUGGAGAAGGGAGAGUACCCUCGCUGGGACUCCUGGAGCAACUCUUACCGUAGCGACCGCCUCAUGUCCAUCAGACCCAUCCGCAUGGACAGCCUGGAGCACAAGAUCUGCCUGUUCGAGCACUCUGACUUCAAGGGCAACAAGAUGGAGAUCCAGGAGGAUGACGUUCCUACCCUGUGGGCGCAUGGCUUCACCGACAGGGUGGGCAGCGUGAGGGUCCCCGGAGGAGUGUGGGUCGGAUACCAGUACCCCGGAUACAGGGGCUACCAGUACCUGUUCGAGUGCGGUGACUACAGACACUACAACGAGUUCAGCGCCUUCCAGCCCCAGAUCCAGUCCAUGCGCCGCGUCAGGGACAUGCAGUUCCACCAGAGGGGAUGCUUCACCCUGACCUCCGCCAGCAAGUGAGCGACAUCAGCUGGCCAUCGGCUGUUACUGCAGCCCAAAGCCUUCGACCCGCCCACCACCAACCGCCCGUGAAGGCACUUUCUAUUCGCCCCCCCCCCCCUCCCCCUCCAGACCGAAACAUACCUUCCCGACCUCCGACAUCUUCACUGUACCAGACAGACUGAAAUGACUUUUUAUGGUGCCAAAAUAAACAUGUUUUGAGAAACGUGAA
Gadus macrocephalus (Pacific cod) is the source of this 1079-nucleotide messenger RNA. RefSeq names its product crystallin, beta B1 (gene crybb1). Gene Ontology annotation, biological process: visual perception; lens development in camera-type eye. NCBI's taxonomy places the organism in Eukaryota, Metazoa, Chordata, Actinopteri, Gadiformes, Gadidae. Bases 173 to 868 code for a protein of 231 amino acids. The transcript has 6 exons. Gene Ontology annotation, molecular function: structural constituent of eye lens. The record is from RefSeq and is a predicted model, not a curated record.